AUGUUUACUAUUGGAGGAAGAUGUCGAAUUAUUGAAGAGGAAAUCAAAAUCAAAAUGAAGCACCAAACCAAGCUAUCAUUGAAAGGUAUGAAGCAUUGGUAGAAAUGAAGGUUUCAAGUCCUGAAAAUGAAAAUGAAGCUCAAGCUCUAGCUCCAGCUCGCCUGGAACCAGUGUCGAUUCCUAUAAAAUUAAAAAGCGAAGACGAUUAUUAUUCUUCAUGUUUCGGCGGAGGAAAAAUUCAAUUUGGAAGAUGCGAUGUGCACGGGAAAUUUUUUGGAAUUGAAAAAUGAAUCGAAUCAUGUGAAGAAGCUCGGAUUUUAUAGAAUUAAAAGAAUAGUUGGGGAUUCAGUUAUUGAGGUGCCACUUCCUGAAUUCACAAGAAUACAACCAACGAGCAGUUUAGUGGUGAGUUUUUUUGAAAUUUUGAAUUUUAAAAGAUCUUUGGGAAACUUUUUUGUUAGAUUCGGUGUGGUAGUUCGGAAACUCCAAUUCUCAAUUCUAACACAAUAAUUCUCGAAAAUGUCGGUCAUUGGUUGAGUGGAGAACUUAUGCAAACUUUUUUGUUGGAUCCACGUGGCGUAGAAGUCGCAUCGAUUGUGCAGAAGGAGUUGGAUUAUGCAUAA
Messenger RNA from Caenorhabditis angaria, 623 nucleotides. Lineage: Eukaryota; Metazoa; Nematoda; Chromadorea; Rhabditida; Rhabditidae. The record is from the annotation of a GenBank genome assembly.